Molecule: messenger RNA, 461 nt
Organism: Blastomyces gilchristii SLH14081
Lineage: Eukaryota; Fungi; Ascomycota; Eurotiomycetes; Onygenales; Ajellomycetaceae
Exons: 2
Coding region: 1-363 (120 amino acids)
Source: RefSeq, a predicted model, not a curated record
AUGCCCGCACUCAUUGUUGGAGGCAGCAAAUUCAUACCGAGUCAACCACUUGUCGGGGAAGAGAAACAGAUCCCAAAUAUCCAAGGGCCAGAUGUCGAGAAGUCACCAAAUCGAGCCCAAGGGCAAACCAAGAGCGUUGGCCUUGACCCCGGGACUGGGCAGGGUUACUCCGUAGGCACUUUACCGAUGCAGAGAAUUACCGACUAUCGCCAAAAGGCUGGAAAGAUGAACCAAACGGCCGGCCCAAACAUUAGUGGUAAAGUUGCAAGCAGUAUCGAAGGAGUUCAGCUUCCUGGAAUAGCACGGUCGGAGCGAGGAGACUCGCUAGAGAAUAAUAAUGAUGUCCGGAUAGGCGGUUACUGAUACUUGUUCGGUAGAGACCGCUGGAAUCGCUCUUGCCUCCUCCGCUCUCAAGGAGCGAUUCACCGAACCCCCAAAAAAACGGACAGGAGAGGAUCAAC